This is a messenger RNA of Trichoplax adhaerens, 309 nucleotides long. RefSeq lists its product as uncharacterized. The transcript is spliced from 4 exons. Lineage: Eukaryota; Metazoa; Placozoa; Uniplacotomia; Trichoplacea; Trichoplacidae. Bases 1 to 309 code for a protein of 102 amino acids. The record is from RefSeq and is a predicted model, not a curated record.
AUGGCGGUCGGAGAAAUAGUAGUAGUUCAUCAGCGUCUAAUACGUCAAUCAGUGACAGCGAUUCCGAAAGAGAAAAAGAAGAAAAAAAAAUUAAAAAAAGAUAAAAAAUCCAAGAAACAUUCGGAAAGUAAAUCAUCAGGUCCGGUGCAGCUGUCUCAGUACCUUCAAGAACGGAAAAAGGAUGAGGAUCAACGAAGUGCAGUCUCCGGGAAAAAAAUGAAACUUAAAAUCAAGAAAUCAACGGAGGAUAAGCAGAGAGAGAAGAACAGACAGGAAUUGCUUAAUUUUUUAAAUUCCCAGUUUGGCUAA